Molecule: messenger RNA, 450 nt
Organism: Strongylus vulgaris
Lineage: Eukaryota; Metazoa; Nematoda; Chromadorea; Rhabditida; Strongylidae
Source: the annotation of a GenBank genome assembly
AUGUUGCGGUGUGACCAGGUACAUUGCUGGCUUAACGCUCUACGAGAAAUGUUUCUGGAAUCGAUCAGCAACGAAGAGCGACUCCUCGAGCAGCUCGAAAAAGGUCUUGCCGAUAGUGAAAAAGCCUCAGAUGCAGAGGAAUGCUGCGAACAUCUGGAUAAUCUAGAGAGUCUCCUAGAAAAAGUGAGCAAAUCGUUAGAGGUGGACGAAGAGAUUUUAUCCAUGGACGAGUCGUAUGUUCGCGAUUCGCUGGCGCGAUUGAACGAAUCGCGACAGCGACUUACGGAUGCGACACGUGAGCGUAUAGCAGCGUUGUCGCGUGCCGUCGCCGAUUGUGAAAGAUUCGAGAAGCAGAUGGCUGACAUUCAGCAAUGGAGUGCUCAUGUUUCUACGCUAUUGGAUUUAAGGAAAUCCAGUGAUGUUUCCGCGCUUGAUGUUCCGGAUGAAUAC